UGCCCCCUAGCAAACGAAGAAAAAUUGAAAUCAAUAGUGAAGCACUGAGAAUGCUUUGGAAUGCUUUGAAGAAUGGGCAAGUUAAUGAGAUUGAGAGUGGGCAGUUCCUUCAGUUUUCCGAGGAUGUUUCCUAUCUUACAGGCCAAAAUGAGCAAGGUUUAAAAAUAUCCACUCUGUUCAUCCGUGAAUGUUAUCUCCAUCUGUCUAAGAUUAUCUUUGAAAAUGUUAAUGUCCGUCGUUGGCGUAUUACUGGAAAUCCAGGGAUUGGGAAAACCUUCUUCGGUUAUUACCUGCUUUAUCGUCUUGCACAACAAAAUAAAACGGUCGUAUAUCACAGAUACAACAUGCCUCCGAUUCUCUUUAGCGAGGAAAGUGUUUUCACUAGUUCCAAAGACAAUAUUCAUGAAUUCAGAGGUUACCUGGAAAAUUAUGAUGUUUGGUAUAUAGUUGAUGGCAGGGAGCCAAUGGAAUAUGUCGCCAGGACAAUUCUAAUCUGUUCGCCUCAAAAGCGUUACUAUAGUACAUUUGAUAAACUUGGGACAACUAUUCGAUACAUGCCAGUGUGGUCUUGGGAAGAGACUGAUACGUGCAGGAAUGAGCUUUUCCGUGAUCUUACUCAAAAGAAGGUUAAGAAAUUACACAAUAAAUGGGGUGGAAUUCCUCGCUUUACCUUGUUUUAUGCACUCAAUAUUUCUCAGCAAGAACUCCUUCAGAAGGCAAUUAACUCAGUUAAUGAUAAGAUAUUAAAUUUCGUUGGCGAAACCACAGAGGACAAUAGCGCCAGUCACAAAAUUGUUCAUAUCCGUACGAACGUGCCACAAGUAGGCGAGAAAGGAAAGGGAGUAGAGGAAGUAGAGGAAAUAAGUGAAGUAGAAGAGGAUACUGGGGAAUCUUCCUCUCCUGCAGUAACUAAGCCAGACAAAGAUAAUGAAGAGGUACCCUUCUAUACAUUGUCAAAUUUAGAUUUUGCAUCCGAUUAUGUUUAUGAAAAGGUAAUGGAUGUACUCCUAACGAAUUACAAAGAACAGUUGCAGACUUUUGUGCAAGCUAGCAAAUCAAUAAGUGAUUAUGGCACACUUCGGGGUACUAUAUUUGAGCGGAUCGCCCAUGGAAAGUUAUUAAAUGGAGGGACAUUCAAGGUUCGUCCUUUAUUUGGAAAGACUACCUCUUGCUUCGGGAUAAGUAAUAGUAAUCGCAAACUAACAAUACCUCCUCGGGAAAAAUUGUUGUUCAGCAAACCUGAUGAGGUUAUACAAAACCGAUACUGUAUACCAACUCAAAAAAAUAACGCAUCUUUCGAUGCAUUUGUUUCUCCCGACACAUUCUUCCAAAUGACUAUUGCUGAUAAUCAUCCUAUCAUCAGGAUUGGCUUGGAAAAAUAUAUUAAGGACGACAAUUCAGAUAUCAAUUUUUAUUUUGUCUUACCAACGGAUUUGUAUAACGAUUACAAACCGCAGGCUCUUCAUACCACAAACAGGACUGUUCUCAAGAAUAAACCGCCUUGGUUUAAUCGCUUCAAACAAUAUGCUCUGGAACUUGAUCCGAAUAUUUUUAAUGAUAGUGAGAAGGAAAUGAUAGCCAGAAUUUAA
Messenger RNA from Diversispora eburnea, 1589 nucleotides. NCBI's taxonomy places the organism in Eukaryota, Fungi, Glomeromycota, Glomeromycetes, Diversisporales, Diversisporaceae. The record is from the annotation of a GenBank genome assembly.